AUGGUAUACCGCAACAGAUCAAAGAGUGUUUUAUCUAAACACAGCAAAAAGAGCGACGAUAAGGGGCAUUAUAAGUCGCAUUCAAAGAAGAAAUCGAAAAGCAAAAACAAGAAGAAAUCAAGAAUCUACUGGAAAUAUAUCUCAUUUAUAUGGGUUCUAUGGUUGGGAUUAAUCUAUUACAAUGAAUCAGUGGUUGUGAAAAGGUCAAUGAAGAAAUGCCAAUGGUCAAAUUGGGAAAAUUGGCCUGAGGGUGCCGAGGGUCACAGAGUGGGUUUAUUCGCCGAUCCUCAAAUAAUGGAUGAAUAUUCAUAUCCAGGAAGGCCUCAAAUAAUAAACUACUUCACAAGAGUACUUCUUGAUCAUUACCAUAGGAGAAAUUGGAAGUAUGUCCAAUAUUACUUAGAUCCUGACAGCAAUUUUUUUCUAGGAGAUCUUUUUGAUGGGGGUAGAGAAUUGGAUGAUGAGCAGUGGAUUAAAGAGUAUGCAAGAUUCAACGAAAUUUUCCCAAAAAAGCCUCUGAGAAGAACAGUUAUGUCUCUACCGGGCAAUCACGAUAUUGGAUUUGGAGACACAGUAGUCGAACCGAGCUUGAAAAGAUUUUCUAGCUACUUUGGGGAAACCUCUUCCUCUCUAGAAGUUGGAAAUCAUACAUUUGUUCUAUUAGAUACAAUUUCGCUUUCAGAUAGGACAAAUCCAAAUGUAUCAAGGAUCCCAAUGGAAUUUUUGGACGAUUUCGCAAAGGGCUCGCAUUCCUAUCCUAGAAUUCUUCUCUCCCACGUUCCAUUAUGGAGGAACGCUAAACAGCAACCCUGCGGAGAGCUACGUGAAUCCAAAAAGCCCUUCCCUAUUAAAAAUGGAAAGCAAUACCAGACAUACAUAGACCAAGAUAUAUCCCAAGAAAUUUUAGCAAAAGUUCAACCGGUAAUUUUAUUUUCCGGAGACGAUCAUGACUAUUGUCACAUAUCACACUCAUAUCCGCUCCAUGGAGAAACCAAAAUUGCUCAGGAAAUUACGGUGAAAUCGUGUGCAAUGAAUAUGGGGAUCAAAAAGCCCGCCAUACAAUUACUCUCCUUAUAUAAUCCUUCAGAUCUGGCAGCGAUAAGUGCCGGUGAGGAGCAUGAAUCAGAAACUUAUAAAACAGAGCUGUGUUACAUGCCGGAUCCGUAUAAGGCCAUCAGAAUGUACUUAUGGGGAUUGCUGUGCUCUACUGUUUUUGUCUUUUACAUGCAUUUCCUCCCAAAAUCAUUUAAUAGUCACGUUGCUACCAGAAUGAAUAGACUGCUUACUCGUCCAGACAGUAGUACUUCGGAUUUACCAUUACCUACAAGUGUUUCCAAAUCUAAAUCUAAAAAAUCGUUGACACAUUCAAAAUACUCUGUAAAUGAAACACGUUCGAUCAAACAAUUUUUAGCCAACGCAGGUAUUCUAUUAAUAUCUGUAAUGUCCAUUUUUAUUUAUUUUUAUACUGUAGUCUAA
This is a messenger RNA of Saccharomyces kudriavzevii IFO 1802, 1476 nucleotides long. It is a transcript of the gene CDC1, whose product is annotated as putative lipid phosphatase CDC1. The coding region runs from base 1 to 1476 and encodes 491 amino acids. The record is from RefSeq and is a predicted model, not a curated record. The transcript has a single exon. Gene Ontology annotation, cellular component: endoplasmic reticulum. Lineage: Eukaryota; Fungi; Ascomycota; Saccharomycetes; Saccharomycetales; Saccharomycetaceae. Gene Ontology annotation, molecular function: hydrolase activity. Gene Ontology annotation, biological process: GPI anchor biosynthetic process.